AGGCGCAGGGAGAAAAGACUGCCCCCCGAGAGGCGCAGGAGAAAGACUGCCGGCCCCCCCGAGAGGCGCAGGGAGAAAAGACUGCCGUCCCCCGAGAGAGCGCAGGGAGAAAAGACUGCCGUCCCCCCGAGAGGCGCAGGGAGAAAAAGACUGCCGGUCCCCCCGAGAGGCGGAGGGAGGAAAAGACUCGCCGCCUCCCCGAGGCGGGGCGAGGGGAGGGUGGACUGCCAGUCCCCGAGAGGCGCAGGAGGGAGAAAAGACUCGCGUCCCCCGAGAGGGCGCAGUGGAGGCAGAUCACGUGCCUCCUCCCGAGAGGCGAGGGAGAAAAGAGACUGCCGCCCUCUGAGAGGCGCAGGAGAAAAGACUGCCGUCCCCCUCCAGAGGCGCAGGGAGAAAAGACUGCCGUCCUCCCGAGAGGCGCAGGGAGUAGUAAGACGCCACCCCGAGAGGCGCAGGGGAGAAAAGACUGCCGUCCCCCCCGAGAGGCGAGGGAGAAAAGACUGCCGUCCCCCGAGAGGCGCAGGGAGAAGAAGACUGCCCCCGGAGGCAGGGAGAAAAGACUCCCCCGAGAGGCGCAGGGAGAAAGACGGCCGUCCCCCGAGAGGCGCAGGGAGAAAAAAGAGGCUGGAGAAAAAGCCGUCCCCCGAGAGGCGGCAGGGAGAAAAGACUGCCGUCCCCCCCGAGAGGCGCAGAGGGAGAAAAGACUGCCUCCCCAGGAGGCGCAGGGAGAAAAGACUGCCGUCCCCCGAGAGGCGCAGGGAGAAAAGACUGUCAGUCCCCGAGGGCGCAGGGGAGAAAAGACUGCCGUCCCUCCCGAGAGGGCAGGGAGAAAAGACUGCUCGUCCCCGAGAGAGGGCAGGGAGAAAAGACUGCCGCCCCCCGAGGGGCAGGGAGAAAAGACUGUCCGUCCCCCGAGGGGCGCAGGGAGAAAGACUGCCGUCCCCCCCGAGGGGCGCAGGGGAGAAAAGACUGCCGUCCCCGAGGGGCGCAGGGGAAAGACUGCCGGAGAAAAGACUGCCGUCCCCCGAGAGGCGCAGGGAGAAAAGACUGCCGCCCCCCUGAGAGGCGCAGGGAGAAAAGACUCGCCGUCCCCCGAGAGGCGCAGGGAGAAAAGACUGCCGCCCCCGAGGGGCGCAGGGAGAAAAGACUGCCGUCCCCCCCGAGGGGCGCAGGGAGAAAAGACUGCCGUCCCCCCCGAGGGGCGCAGGGAGAAAAGACUGCCGUCCCCCCCGAGGGGCGCAGGGAGAAAAGACUGCCGUCCCCCGAGGGGCGCAGGGAGAAAGACUGCCGUCCUCCCUGAGGGGCGCAGGGAGAAAAGACUGCCGUCCUCCGAGGGGCGCAGGGAGAAAAGACUGCCGUCCCCCAGAGGCGCAGGGAGAAAAGACUGCCUGUCCUCCCGAGGGGCGCAGGGAGAAAAGACUGCCGUCCCCCGAGAGGGCGCAGGGAGAAAAGACUGCCGUCCCUCCCGAGGGGCGCAGGGAGAAAAGACUGCUCGCCCUCCCGAGAGGCGCAGGGAGAAAAGACUGCCGUCCCUCCCGAGAGGCGCAGGGAGAAAAGACUGCCGCUCCCCCGAGGGGCGCAGGGAGAAAAGACUGCCGUCCCCGAGAGGCGCAGGGAGAAAGACUGCCGCUCCCCCCGAGGGGCGCAGGGAGAAAAGACUGUCACGCCUCCGAGGGGCAGGGAGAAAAGACCGCCGCUCCCCCGAGAGGCAGCAGGGAGAAAAGACUGCCGUCCCCCUGAGGCGCGAGGGAGAAAAGACUCUGCCGUCCCUGAGGCGCAGGGAGAAAGAGACUGCCGUCCCCCUGAGGCGCAGGGAGAAAAGACUGCCGCCCCUCUCGAGGCGCAGGGAGAAAAGACUGCCGUCCCCCUGA
This is a messenger RNA of Oncorhynchus nerka (sockeye salmon), 1871 nucleotides long. RefSeq names its product basic salivary proline-rich protein 3-like. Lineage: Eukaryota; Metazoa; Chordata; Actinopteri; Salmoniformes; Salmonidae. The record is from RefSeq and is a predicted model, not a curated record. The transcript has 3 exons. The annotation marks the transcript as partial.